Messenger RNA from Penicillium verhagenii, 1464 nucleotides. Its product is annotated as DUF563 domain protein. Bases 1 to 1464 code for a protein of 487 amino acids. Gene Ontology annotation, molecular function: protein N-acetylglucosaminyltransferase activity. The transcript has a single exon. Lineage: Eukaryota; Fungi; Ascomycota; Eurotiomycetes; Eurotiales; Aspergillaceae. The record is from RefSeq and is a predicted model, not a curated record. Gene Ontology annotation, cellular component: endoplasmic reticulum lumen.
AUGCUCGCGGCCGUCCUGAACGGCAGCCGUCAAAAGCGCCGUCUAGCACUGCUUGGAUCAUUUGUGCUGGUGACAAUACUGCUGCUGCUAACGUACUAUUCAUUUCUACCAAUACCAAGCUACGCAUACCGUCUAAUCGCCCCGUCUGUCGCUGUUGGCGAAAAAAUAGAACCUCUGAGUCUCCCUGUCGAAUACACCACCGUUCCUGCAGAACCAACAUUUUGUGCUGAGCGAUUUGGAACAGCUUUUCUUGAAAACCUGCGCGAUUCAGCAAGACAGUACUGCAACCAGUCGUCCGCUCUCACCUGCUUCCAUUCUCACACCACGGGCAAGCGAUGGGAUUCUUUCUGUUUCGGGAAGGGGGCCAGGUACGACCAUGACGAAGGUCAAUUCCAUCUAGAGUGCAACUUGGUGGAACAAUCAGAGCUGGAAUUAAACGAAACUGUGCUGGAGGGUGCCCCGGAGUAUCCAAGCUUUGAUGAGCUCGAGAAAUACUGGUAUGACACUGGUCUGCCCGUAGUUUUCAAUGGCUGGAUUCAAAUGGAUAACGAGACGCAACCAUCUUCGACAAAGACCGAAAAUUACACUAUAUUAGUCAAGCGGGAAGGCGCCACCAACCACUGGCACUCGUUGAUGGAAAUAUACUCCAUGACACUGAGUAUAGAUGCACUUCAAAUUACAGCCCAAUCGACAGAUUAUACUCCUUUCUACGUCGCCGCGCGCGAUGCUCCAAACACUCAAGUCGUCAUACUUGAUGACCACCCAGACGGACCGUAUUUCGAUUUAUGGUCGCUCUUCUCAAAGAAGAGAGUCCUCCGUCUGAACGAUCUCCCGGCAAACGCGACAUUUGAAAAUAUAAUCGUACCCCUUGCUGGUGCAUCAAAUACACUUUGGCAGGGUGACUGGGAGAUCAAUUCUUGCGAAAAGUCCGAUCUUUUGAACACUUUUGUCGAUCGCGCGUUGACUCUAUAUGGACUCAAUGGCACCAUCCCACGGCAGAACAAAGAAAUAACCUUGACAUUCAUAAACCGAGUUUCUGGACGAAGACUCGCCAACCAAGAGGAAUACCUGAAACGGCUCCAGCGAGAGAUCCCUUCCGUCAUCAUUCAGUCCAUCGAUUUCGCAGCGAUUUCCUACGAAGAGCAGUUGAAGAUUAUUCGGGAAUCGGAUAUCCUAGCAGGCGUCCAUGGAGCUGGUCUCACACAUGGGAUUUUCUUGCCUCCUGGGUCGGCGAUGGUUGAGAUCCUACCAGCUGGGCUCAAUCACAAGGGGUUUCGCAAUGUUGCUUCUUUGCGAGGUCAUGACUAUUUCAGUACACAUGCAAAUGAACCGCCGUCAGUCAAGCAGGGUGACUGGCAUUCUGAUGAUGUUUAUUUGGACUUUGAGCGAUUCGUGGAUGUGAUGAAUAUAGCCAUCAAGGCAAUGUAUAAUAAAGGCAUGAGAAGUUACGAUGUUAAUAAAUAG